Lasiosphaeria miniovina is the source of this 1069-nucleotide messenger RNA. RefSeq lists its product as uncharacterized. The transcript is spliced from 2 exons. The record is from RefSeq and is a predicted model, not a curated record. NCBI's taxonomy places the organism in Eukaryota, Fungi, Ascomycota, Sordariomycetes, Sordariales, Lasiosphaeriaceae. Bases 141 to 740 code for a protein of 199 amino acids.
ACGAGGUGGAGUCGUGCAGCAUCGGUGGAUUCAGGAGAAACAAACAGUGGGCAACCAAGGUCAUCCGGAGAUUAUACAGAUUAACACGCAGUCUACUCCGUAGUUGGUGUCAAGAUGGAUAUAAAGGCCAAGCUUUGCCCAUGAUGGAAGUGGCGUUCUCUAGUUCCCCAGUAGCACCAGCCGAAGCACACUCGCAACAACCUUAUCCAGAUAGCGUACAAGCCAGUAAACAAACACACGGCAGACUUCCUACCCUCCACCUCAAACCCAAGCCAGAAUCGCCAAGCCAGAAUCGCGAAGCCAGAAUCGCCAAACAGCUCCAGCCUCUCUCCAAGAUGCAUUUCGUCACCUCCAUGUCUUCCGUCAUCGUCAUGGCCAUGGCGCUCGGCGCCAGCGCGCUGACGUUCCGGGCGGACGGCUUCGCCAAGGUGACGCGCCAGGACCCGCACAUUGGCGAUAUCCGCAUCUUCGGCGAGACCGGCUGCUCGAACCAGAACCUGGGCGUGUGGACCGUCACGCAGUCGGACCUCGACACGUGCAACGACUUCAGCGACGUCGUCAAGUCGGUGACCUUGACCGAUAUCAACGCCGGCUGCAGCUUUUUUGUCUGGGCCGAAGCAGGCUGCCAUGGCGUUGGCCGCUCGUUCAGCACCGACAGCGGCUGCGGCAACGUGGUUGAAGGCAUCGACUCGUGGGGCUCUUUCGCGUUCACCUGUCCCACGAGCGCGUCCAAGGCAUGAUUGAUGCAGGGGAGGGAUGGUUGACUGUUACUUGGGGUGUAUAUCGAGUAGCCUGUGUGUGAUUAUAUUAUCAUUCUCCUCUUCAGGGUUAGUUCAGUCGCGGAAAAUUACCUCAAAUAAUGGAACAGAGAUUGAAACCUGUGAGCGAUGCCAGUUCAUCAUUAUAUAAUUUACCGAGACACGAGACGAUAUAACAACAGAAUGCUGGUGAUUCGGUCCCUGAUGAUGCUACUCAGGGGCAAAGGAAGAGGAAAGAAGAAAGAAGAAAGAAGAAAGAAGAAAGAAGAAAGAAGAAAGAAGAAAGAAGAAAGAAGAAAGAAGAAAGAAGA